This is a messenger RNA of Dacryopinax primogenitus, 2637 nucleotides long. RefSeq lists its product as uncharacterized. The transcript has 4 exons. The coding region runs from base 1 to 2604 and encodes 867 amino acids. Gene Ontology annotation, molecular function: protein-folding chaperone binding. The record is from RefSeq and is a predicted model, not a curated record. NCBI's taxonomy places the organism in Eukaryota, Fungi, Basidiomycota, Dacrymycetes, Dacrymycetales, Dacrymycetaceae.
AUGAAGCUGAGUAAGGGGAACAGCACAGAAGUGUCACGCGCACGGUUUGAGGCUGUGCGUGUUCUGUCGGAUAAACUACCGGGGCCGGACGGCGCUGGCUCUGCGGCAGGCAAGCCCGAUUUGGCGCCCAUCCGCUCUUAUGAUCCCUCUCUGCCUGCGCGUUCCGCCGACUUUGCGAGGUUUAAACUGUUCCGCAAUCACUAUUGCUAUGCCAAGGCGUACGUUGGUAUUACCGGGCCCGGACUGCGUGACAAAAGCACGAGCGCAUCGGUGGCUCGUGACUUCCCGCCACGCCCGAUGCGGGCGGCACCCGGAGGGUAUUUCCUAAUACCUGCUCCUUACUCAUUACAGCGGACCAAGAUGCUUGGGCCCGCUGCGGCCCGCCCCGCAUGUGACCCCCAUCCCGACGCUAUAAAGACUACUGGUGAGGGCGAACAAGACAUGCAAGAGAACAUUGGCAAACGACACUGGGAGAUGUACACAUACUAUUUCCCCCCUACAUUCAACUACGGCCCUGGACCGGUCCCCACCCGUGGAGGAUCAUCCGACAGCCAGCAGGAGUCACACCCGGCUCUCACUAGGCAGCCAUCAAGCCACCCCCAUCAGCACUCUCACCACCACCAGCCUCAGCCCUACGUCUUCGCCCCGGCUCCAGUGGUUCAUCACCCACAUGCGUUCGCACCUCCCCCGCCGUCCCCACACGGCUUUCCCUAUCCCUUCGGCGGACCUGUGCCCUUCCCUCCGGGGGUGACGGCUGUCCCCCUCCACCAGCUACUCGCCCAACUCCAGCGCGGGCAGGAGGCACAAGAGCCUCGCGAGACGAAGGAGGGUCUGUUUGUGCACGACAUGUCCUCUGACAGCGCACCCGAGCCUCGCACAGAGCUGCAUCGUACCUCUGCCAUUAGGCGCAAGACGGAAGACGAGCGCUUGGCGGAGAUCGAGGCUGAGCGCACUCGUUUGCUUGCGCGCAAGGCGGAGAGGGAGGAACGCGAGCGCCAGAAAGCCGAAGCGGAGCGUCAGCGUGCGGCUGAGGCUGCAGCGGCUAUGGAACAGGAGGAGGAGAGGCAGCGCGCUAGGAGGGUAGCGAUCGCCAACCUCCAGGCUAAGGAGAGGCAGCGGAGGAUGCAGGCUGAGGCCGAGGCCGCUGCAGAGAAUCAAGAAGAAGGCGAUGGCGAGAAGUACAAGGUCGAUUGGCCGACUCUCCUUGGCGAACUACUCGGUUUGUUCAUGGGCGAGGGAGAGGAGGCUCAGCUCCCUCUCCAGCCGAAGCCUGAGGAGGAGAACAAGGCGGUACCUGUUACACCUCAGCCAGCGGCUACUGUACCCAAGCCUGCUGCUGCUGCUGCUGCUCCCAAGCCAGCGCACCACAAGUCGUCUCACAAAGCGCACAAGGCAACUGCUUCCCAAGCAGCUGCUCCCAAGAAGGUGCCCGCGCCCCCACCCGUACCCAAGACUGCCUCCGUCCUGAAGGUCGUCCCAGCUCCCGCGCCCAAGGCGCCUGUGCCCGAGCCUCAGCCUGAGCCGGUGCCCGCUACACCUGCUACUGAGACGCAGCCCGAAAUCGUACUGCAUCACGUACAGUUGCUGCUAGCCGCGUUCGACCGUCUGACGCGCAGCUUCGCCUUCCCACGCGUGCUGAACUUCGUCGACACACCUACUGCAGCCUCUGCCUUGCAUCCCCACCUUGGCUUCGCGGCACCUAACGCACCAGUGCACACAUACGAGCAGGCGCUCAUCGCCCUUCUCGGCGAGCUGGACACGAUCCCCUCCUCUGACAAUGCAGAAGUGCGCAAGGCCAGAAGGGAGUUGGCGAGGAAGGUAGAGAAGGAGUUGACCUGGCUUGAGGAGGAGGUUCAGAGGGCCUACGAGAGGGAGAAGGCUGUUGCUACCCCGGAGCCGGAGGCACCGGAGCUCGCCGACAUUGAACAACCUGGAGGGGAAGAGCUGGCGAGCGACGAGCAGGUGGCGGAAACGAAAGCUGCGUUGGACGUAUUCCUGUCCCAGGAUCCUACCGUCGAAGAACAGCCCAAUAUCGCGGCUCUCGAGGCGGAGGCGAUGAUCGCAACCGCUGAGGCAGAAGACGAUGUCCCCACGAUCUCGAGCAUCGAGCCUGCUACGGCACCCGCCUCUGUUCCCGUUACGGCGCCUGCGGAUGUCCAAUCCCAAGAAGAGCAGGUGAUCAUCGACCAGCCACGGAAGGAGAAAGAAAAUAUCUCUCUGGAAGAGGAGAUACACAUGAACGCACCUUCGGACAACUACGAGUUCGUACAAGCCGGCACCGCCGCAGAGCUGGAGAAGACGGAGCCUAUGGAGCCUGAGAUCGAGGCUGCUGCUCCGAAGGAGCGUACUGUGGAGCUGCCUACCGGGGCGGAAACAGAGGCGAUGGCCGCUGCCGCAGAGGCGGUCGAUGUUCCACCAUUGCCCGGCACCGCUCCGGCUGGUCCGCCCGUCGUUCCCCCUGCUAUGGAGGCUCCUGACGUGCAGAUAAUGCAGGAGCAAGUCCUUAUCGACCUUCCAAAGAAGGAGCAGGAGAUUAGUGCGAUGGAGGAAGAGGUCCAAAUGUCUGCUCCUAAUGGCACUUAUGAGAUGGUCGAGCCCCAUUAGUCGUAUGUACUUGCAUGUACGUUAUGUGUUGAC